Bacidia gigantensis is the source of this 1932-nucleotide messenger RNA. RefSeq lists its product as uncharacterized. The record is from RefSeq and is a predicted model, not a curated record. The transcript has a single exon. Bases 1 to 1932 code for a protein of 643 amino acids. Lineage: Eukaryota; Fungi; Ascomycota; Lecanoromycetes; Lecanorales; Ramalinaceae.
AUGAUCAAAGAGGCUGAGAGAGACGAUCGCAACCAGAGACCUUCUUGGCGUGAGGCUACGGCGCCUUCAGGCUUUCUUACUCUGGAGGACGAGCCUAAGCCCUAUCAUCUUCGCGCGUAUGAUUCCUCAAUUAUGUGCAGAGAUUUGACGACUACUGAGCAGGUCCCAAGCAAUGCAUCAGUUGUCUGUGCGCUUGGGAGAGGCUCAGCUUAUCGAGUACCAAAUGACCAAGACCACAACUUUGGCGGCAUUCUGAGAAUGGUGUCUCGAGAUUCACUAGUUCUUGCCGACGAUGCGGCUUCUAUUCUGGAAGCACUGCCAAUUCGAUUCAAGAGGAUUAGGGAGAUGAUCGAUGACUGCUGUACCUCCCACCAUAGAUGCACUAGGUCAAGUUUGCCCUACCCUCAAAACGCCAGACUGAUAGACUGCUCAUCGAGAAAAAUUGUAACCUUGAAGAGCGGCACGAAUUACCUUGCGUUAAGCUACGUAUGGGGCCAAGCAGCUACCAAAUCUCAAGCGCAGCAUUCUCAUCAACUUAUACGAGAGUGGAAUUUACCAAACGUGCUACCUCAAACCAUUAACGACGCCAUUCAAAUCACGAUAGCACUUGGGUUCCAAUAUCUAUGGAUCGAUCGAUAUUGCAUUCAACAACAUCAAGCAAGCGACAAAGCCCGCCAGAUUCAAGAGAUGGCUAAUGUCUACUCGAACGCUUCUGCCACUAUCUGCGCCCUUGGCAAGGAUGAUGAGACAGGGAUACCUGGUAUAUCAGUCAAUCGAAAGGUGGAGUUCGCCGCCAGAGUACAAGGCAUGCAGCUCGCUUGGAGUGAUCGGAGAAUCACAAGCCUUUUAAAGGACUCUGUAUGGUCUACUAGAGGGUGGACACUACAAGAGGCUGUCUGCUCGCCCAGAUGCCUCUUCUUCACUCAGGAGCAGGUCGUGAUGGCCUGUGCUCUUGGGACGUUCAGCGAAAACCCGCUCGAACAUGCUUCCAUCUUCAAAAGGUAUUCCAAAUGGGAGAUGAAAGACAGUGCCCUCUUUGGCACCGCUGGCAGAGCGAUGGAGACCACGAACACCAUCCGCUUCGAGAUUCUACGCGAGGAGUAUAUGCGCCGCAAACUCGGGUACGAUACGGACGUCUUAAACGCAUUCCAAGCGAUCUUCUACCAACUGAACAUACCCUCCCACUGGGGAUUAGUCGCCCUGAAUCCUGUAUCGAAUCGCCUCCUUAUACAGGACGACGACAUUGAAGAUCUCGCCAUCCGUGGACUCUGCUGGAACUCCCAAGAACAAGACAAAGAAGCCCGACGCUGCGAGGGCGAGAUCCCGUCCUGGUCCUGGCUGACCCAAUACAGCGACAUCAAUGAGAACUGCUACUACGGCUCCAACCGACCCCUGUUCCUUCCAGAAAUAUCCGUCAUCCAGGCGAACCAAGAGCGCACCAAACUCGCCAAAAUCUUCGUCGAGAGCAUUUCCCGCGCAGCAAUACUGGAGAUAUCAAAGACGCUGGAAAUUGUCUCAGUCAUGGCCGUGUGGUCAGCCCCCCGGCAAACGAGAUCGCAGGCCGCGGUCAAGGUCUUGGAGAAACGUCCUCGCUACAGCUUAUCCCACAUUUCCGAUCCAAGGUGGGGGAAAUCUGCUGGACCUGCGCCCGGCCAGCUCUAUCUCGACAGCGUGCCCUCAGCGCCGGCCGGCCACAUUCUGGCGGGCAUGGAAAGGGCGAAGCCGAGAUCGGGUUAUGCGAUGCUCAUGCACGUGCGGCGGAACUCGGCUGGGUUCUUCAGCGCUUGGCUCUUGGUGCAGAGGGUGGGGAACGGCAGCUAUCGCCGGCAGGGCGUCAUUCUUGAGCAUGAAGACGACAGAAUACCGGUGGCUGAUGAUGGAGGCAAGUAUGUGCCGCCAGUGGGAUCUCUAAGGAGGAUCCUGCUGCGCUGA